This is a messenger RNA of Boleophthalmus pectinirostris (great blue-spotted mudskipper), 1040 nucleotides long. It is a transcript of the gene snrpc, whose product is annotated as small nuclear ribonucleoprotein polypeptide C. The record is from RefSeq and is a predicted model, not a curated record. Gene Ontology annotation, cellular component: U1 snRNP; nucleus. Bases 289 to 732 code for a protein of 147 amino acids. The transcript is spliced from 6 exons. NCBI's taxonomy places the organism in Eukaryota, Metazoa, Chordata, Actinopteri, Gobiiformes, Gobiidae. Gene Ontology annotation, molecular function: pre-mRNA 5'-splice site binding; zinc ion binding. Gene Ontology annotation, biological process: mRNA splicing, via spliceosome; mRNA 5'-splice site recognition; spliceosomal snRNP assembly.
CAUAAUUCAAACGUUUGAACAUUUCUAUUUUAAUUAAACUAUACGGACAGUAAUAGUCUGCAAUUUGUCAUUUAUCUGUCACCCUAUUUAAAAAUGUGAUCUAUAAAUUCAACAAGACAAACAAAAAAAGAUCCAUGUACAAUCCACGGAUCUACCAUGGUAAGAUCUAGACUAGAGACUGCUUUUUUCUCUCAGAGCGGAACUGAAGUUCAACAGAUCCUAUAACUUGAGGGACGCUUUUUUUGGAGACACCGGAAUCGCUCACACGGACGGCAGUGGAAUUCAAACAUGCCCAAGUUUUACUGUGACUACUGUGACACCUAUCUAACGCAUGACUCUCCCUCAGUAAGGAAAACUCACUGUAGUGGGCGAAAACACAAGGAAAAUGUGAAGGACUAUUACCAGAAGUGGAUGGAGGAGCAAGCACAGAGUCUAAUUGAUAAAACAACGGCUGCAUUUCAACAAGGGAAGAUUCCUCCCUCACCUUUCCCUGGCGGACCUCCACCGGGUGGUCCUCCUCGUCCUGGCAUGUUGCCAACUCCGCCAAUGGGAGGUCCUCCAAUGAUGCCUAUGAUGGGGCCUCCUCCACAUGGGAUGAUGCCUGGUGGACCUGGCAUGAGGCCGCCAAUGGGAGGGCCCAUGCAGAUGAUGCCAGGGCCACCACACAUGAUGCGUCAUCCUCGGCCUAUGAUGAUGCCAGUGAGGCCUGGCAUGAUGCGUCCCGACAGAUAAGACUGCAAGUCGUCUGUGUUUCCACCAAUAGACUUACUUGAGGACAUGUGGUUCUUGCAUUUUAGACAUUUUUCAUUUUUAAAAAACCCAAAAGUUUGUUUCUGCAACUGCUUCUGCAUUGUCAAUUUAUGUAGAAAUGUGUUCCUACAAAACAAAACCACACCUUGAUGUAGACCAGACUGGAGUCUUUUGUUUUCCACUGUCAGCUUCUUGACUCUUGCAUUCAAAAUAUUUCUUUUUUUUUUUCUUUUUAAAAAAUGUGUUGUAAUUUGUUACAUUGUGGAAUAAAACCACAAUUUCAAAACCCA